CUGUGUAUUUUUCAUUUCCAUUUCCGACCUCUUCUUCUUCUUAUCUGAGAAAGAACGAUUGUGUGUGUGUGUGUGUGUGUGAGAGAGAGAGAGAGAGAGAGAGAGAUGGCUACGGAUGUGGUGUGUUCGGAACAUGCGUUGGUGGGGAAGAGGCAGGGCAUUGAAGAGCAUGCUUGCUGUGCUGGACCAGGCUAUGCUUCACCUCUUGAUGCCAUGGCUGGUCCCAAAGAGGCUCUCAUCUAUGUCACCUGCGUUUACUCUGGAACAGGAAGAGAGAAGCCUGAUUACUUAGCAACAGUGGAUGUUGAUCCAAAUUCUCCCACUUAUUCAAAAGUUAUCCAUAGGCUGCCUGUGACACAUCUAGGUGAUGAACUCCAUCAUUCAGGAUGGAACUCAUGCAGCUCUUGCUAUGGAGAUCCAUCCGCAGUUCGGCGUUUUUUAAUCCUGCCUUCACUGAUAUCUGGCCGUAUAUAUGUGAUCGACACAAAAUCCAAUCCAAAAGCUCCUUCUUUGCACAAAGUUGUUCAGCCUGAAGAUAUUGUAAGUAAGACUGGAUUGGCAUAUCCACAUACAUCCCAUUGUCUUGCUUCUGGUGAUAUACUGAUUUCAUGCAUUGGAGAUAAAGAGGGAAAUGCUAAGGGGAAUGGAUUUCUUCUUCUAGAUUCAGAAUUUAAUGUGAAAGGAAGGUGGGAGAAACCAGGGCAUAGUCCACUGUUUGGCUAUGAUUUCUGGUACCAGCCACGGCACAAAACAAUGAUAAGCUCCUCAUGGGGUGCUCCUGCUGCAUUUAAAGGAGGUUUUAACCUUCAGCAUGUUGCUGAUGGUCUCUAUGGGAAGCAUCUUUUUGUAUACAGCUGGCCUGACGGUGAACUGAAGCAAACAUUGGAUCUUGGAAAUACAGGGUUGUUACCCUUGGAGAUAAGAUUCCUGCAUGAUCCUUCUAAAGAUACAGGGUUUGUUGGAUGUGCCUUAACAAGUAACAUGGUGCGGUUUUUCAAGAACCAAGAUGGUUCGUGGAGCCACGAGAUUGCAAUAUCAGUGAAGCCAUUGAAGGUGCAGAACUGGAUUCUUCCAGAAAUGCCAGGGCUGAUAACUGAUUUUCUGAUUUCUCUGGAUGAUCGUUUUCUAUACUUCGUGAACUGGCUUCAUGGCGAUGUGAGGCAGUACAACAUUGAGGACCCUGAAAAUCCAAAGUUGACAGGACAAGUAUGGGUUGGAGGACAGAUUCAAAAGGGAAGCCCAAUUUUGGCUGAGGGCGAAGAUGGUAAAACAUGGCAGUUUGAUGUUCCUGAAGUCCAGGGACAUAAACUGAGGGGUGGACCACAAAUGAUCCAGUUAAGCUUAGACGGGAAGCGACUAUAUGUCACCAAUUCACUUUUCAGUGCAUGGGAUCGCCAGUUUUACCCUCAACUUGUGGAAGAAGGAUCUCACAUGUUACAAAUUGAUGUUGAUACUGAAAAGGGUGGUCUUGCUAUCAAUCCAAAAUUUUUCGUGGAUUUUGGUGCUGAACCUGAUGGUCCGUCUCUAGCCCAUGAAAUGAGAUACCCUGGUGGUGACUGCACUUCUGAUAUAUGGAUUUAACUGUCUGAAAUCUUUAUGUGAAAAUCAGGUGUGGACAUUAUUACAUCUUUAGGAUGAAUACUGAUUCUUCCCGUAUGUAUAGAUCCUAAUAACAGCAUGCAAGGCAAAAUACUUGAUGAAAUAAUCAAAGUGAAACUUCGUUCUAUGCGUAUUUAUAUCCUAAACAAGAUUUGUGGUAUUUAUUUAUUCAUGUUUAUUUUAUUUUAUUUA
Messenger RNA from Ziziphus jujuba (common jujube), 1791 nucleotides. RefSeq names its product selenium-binding protein 2. Lineage: Eukaryota; Viridiplantae; Streptophyta; Magnoliopsida; Rosales; Rhamnaceae. Gene Ontology annotation, molecular function: selenium binding. The transcript has 7 exons. The coding region runs from base 106 to 1581 and encodes 491 amino acids. The record is from RefSeq and is a predicted model, not a curated record.